Molecule: messenger RNA, 917 nt
Organism: Lolium perenne
Lineage: Eukaryota; Viridiplantae; Streptophyta; Magnoliopsida; Poales; Poaceae
Product: cysteine-rich receptor-like protein kinase 10
Source: RefSeq, a predicted model, not a curated record
CCGGCGUCCUGUCCAUACGCUUCGCAUUUUGUACGAGUUCCCAACCCCACUCCCUCACCGCCGGUCACCAUUCACCAUACCACAAUGCAUCAUCCCGCGAUCCUCCUCCUCCUCCUCGCCGCCUCGCCUCUCGCCGCCAGCGCAGCAAUAUCCGACUGCUUCGGCGGCGUAUACGCGGCCAACAGCACCUACGAAGCAAACCUCCGCCGCCUGGCCGCGAUCCUCCCCGCCCAGACCGCCUCCUCCCAGCGCCUCGAGGCGUCCCGUGACCUGGGGUACUGGCCCAGCCGGGUGCGAGCCUUCUCGCGCUGCUACCUUGACCGUCACCAGGGCUUCACCUCCUCCUCCUGCGCCGCCUGCGUCGCCGCCGCCUUCCGGGAGGCGGAGACUGCGUGCCCUCACAACACCAGGGUCAUCGUCUUCGCUGGCAACUGCACUCUCGCUCUCGCCGAUUACCCUAGAUCUAUCCCCUUCUUCGGACCUAGCACUUGGUUUGAAUUCUUGGGUGCAGGACUGCUAUUUCAAGCAAUCGGUUUUGCGUGGCUCUUCUUCCUGCUUCUGCAAGAAUGGCGUGACAAAAGAAGAGCCUCUAUGAUGGCCAGCUACUUGCGGGGGCCGCCGGUCGGAGGCAGCCACGUGCGCUCGUCUUAAAAUAAAUGAGCUAGACCUGCAAAUUUUUUUAAUGCGUUCUAGCUCUAUUCCUUCUGGAGAUCAAUAGUUCAUCAAACUUGGUCACACACUUCUGGGCAUCAGCCUAUACUCCAUGAGGAAGGAAAAAACAAGUCACGCGCUACAGUCAAUACAUACAUGUUUAUGUCAACAAUGAGUUGGUUUAUAGGCAACCCAUGGUUUGAUAUUGUCCUCCAGUUUGAAGGUUUCAGAUCUUUACGAAUAAGUUCCAACAUCCGCUUCACUCA